GUGGCGGCGGCGGAGGAGGAGGAGCCGGGGGUUCGGGCGCGAGUCAGUUGCUGCGGCGGCUGUCGGUGGUGUGUGUGGAGGACGCGAUACUGCACCCCGGGCUGCCGCUGGUGGUGUGGCUGAUGGCAGCGGAGCCCAAGGGCUACAACCUGGGCGCCUCUCACGUCAGCGCGCUGCUGCGUGUCGUUUACCAGCUGGCCAUGGUGCAAGUGCGGGACGGCCUGCCCGACCCAUGGGACGGCGGUGGUGCCGCGGAGGGCGCUGGCGCUCCUGCUGCUGCCGCUUCUGGGCCUGCCACGUUGGCUGAGGUGGACGAGCUGGGUUUGCCCCCGGCUGAGGGCUGCCUGGUGAAGUGCCUGGUGAUGCGGGCGGGGUAUGGCGGCAUGGCAUGCGACGUGCGCAUGUUGCGGGGCUUCGCGGGCUACUGGGCGGCUAGGUUUAGAGGAGC
Messenger RNA from Astrephomene gubernaculifera, 448 nucleotides. The record is from the annotation of a GenBank genome assembly. NCBI's taxonomy places the organism in Eukaryota, Viridiplantae, Chlorophyta, Chlorophyceae, Chlamydomonadales, Astrephomenaceae.